Messenger RNA from Mugil cephalus (flathead mullet), 3131 nucleotides. It is a transcript of the gene traf3, whose product is annotated as TNF receptor-associated factor 3. Gene Ontology annotation, molecular function: tumor necrosis factor receptor binding; zinc ion binding. Gene Ontology annotation, biological process: protein K63-linked ubiquitination; tumor necrosis factor-mediated signaling pathway; positive regulation of JNK cascade. Gene Ontology annotation, cellular component: plasma membrane signaling receptor complex. The record is from RefSeq and is a predicted model, not a curated record. Bases 331 to 2100 code for a protein of 589 amino acids. The transcript is spliced from 14 exons. Lineage: Eukaryota; Metazoa; Chordata; Actinopteri; Mugiliformes; Mugilidae.
GUCCCUGCGGCCCGGGGCUGCUGGGGGAUUUCCUGGGCGGAAGUAGCGGAGGGGGUUUCCAGGGUUCCAGGUUCCAGGUUCCAGCUCUGACCUGCCGCUGGAUCUCUGAGCUGGAUCCGCUCUCUUCUCUCUCUCACACACGGACACAACCCACAGGACCCGGACCACCCCGAACCCGAACCCGGACCCGGACCAUGAGGAGUCUCCCCGAGGCCCGGAGGCUCCGACACAGCGGCAGCGGCAGGUUGACGGUUUGAAUCCCGGACAGAGUCCACCGAGGAGCCGCGGAGCCGCGGAGAGGAGCUGCGGCCUGGGGAGGAGAUUCAUGUCAUGUCCGCGGGGAGGAGUCCUGAUGGGAGGGAGGUCCAGGUUCCCCUCCAGCAGGCGGCGCCCUCCCUCAUCCCGCCCCCUGGCGCCCCCCCAUCCCACCGGCCGGUCAACCCCUGGCCUCCCAGCGAGCCGUCCUCUCAGCCAGGUGCCGCGGGUUUCCUGCCCCUUCAUGGAGGAUUCAGAGACCACUUUGUAGAAACUCCAGAGGACAAAUACCGCUGCGAGUCCUGCAGGCUGGUCCUGAGUCAACCCCGGCAGACGGAGUGUGGACAUCGGUUCUGUCAGACCUGCAUCGAGGACAUCCUCAGCCACCAGAACCCAGUGUGUCCUGCAGACAUGGAGCCGCUGUUCAAAGACAAGAUCUUCAAAGAUGUUUGCUGCCAGCGGGAGAUCAUGGCGUUGAAGGUUUUCUGUCGCAGUGAAGCCAGCGGCUGCCAGGAGCAGAUGAGUCUGCAGCAGAUCCCAGACCACCUGAACGUGUGUCCGUUCUUCGAGGUUCCUUGUCCUCUGGGGAAAUGUAAAGAGCGAAUGAUGAGGAAGGAGAUCCCCGACCACCUGAGCUGGAAAUGUAAACACAGAGAGACCAGCUGUGAGUUCUGCUCCACCAAGAUGCCCCUGACUGACCUGCAGAAACACAAAGAGACGGUGUGUCCAGCGUUCCCGGUGUCAUGUCCCAACCACUGCUCCUUCUCCUCCCUGCCCCGGAGCGAGCUCUCCAGCCACCAGCACGACUGUCCCAAAGCUCAGGUCAGCUGCCAGUUCCAGCGCUACGGCUGCACCUUCAAGGGUCUGAACCAGGACAUGAGGCAACACGAGUCGACCUUUGCAGCUGAACACCUGAGGAUGAUGGCCAACAGGAACUGCUCCUUGGAGACCAAGGUGGAGGACGUGAAAGGUGAGCUGAUGGAGAGGUACAAGGUUCUUCCAGCUCUCAGCAGCCGACUGUCGGACCUGGAGAAACAGAACGAUGAGCUGAGAGAGAAGAACCGGCAGAUGGAGCAGAAACUGGCUGCCAUGCAGAAACUGAUGAGCUCUCAUUCAGAGAAGCUGCUGGAGGUAGAGCUGGAGCUUCGUUCUCUCCGGGUGCUCAGAGACGAGGUGGAGAACCUGAGGGGAACGCUGGAGAACGUCAGGACCAGGCUCAGCGCUCUGGAACAAGGGGGGCGCAGCGGGACCGGAUCCACAACACACACUCUGGCGUCUCUGGAGUCUCAGCUGAAUCGCCAUGACGACAUGCUGAGCGUCCACGAGAUCCGAUUGGCCGACAUGGACCUGCGGUUCCAGGUGCUGGAGACGGCGAGCUACAACGGGACUCUGAUCUGGAAGAUCCGCGACUACAAGAGGCGGAAACAGGAGGCGGUGGCUUCGAAGACGCUGUCUCUUUACUCGCAGCCGUUCUACACCGGCUACUUCGGCUACAAGAUGUGCGCCCGGGUUUACCUGAACGGGGACGGCAUGGGCAAGGGGACGCACCUGUCACUGUUCUUUGUGGUGAUGAGGGGGGAGUACGACGCCCUGCUGCCCUGGCCCUUCAAGCAGAAGGUGACCCUGAUGCUCAUGGACCAGGGUCCGUCCAGGAAGCAUUUGGGCGACGCCUUUAAACCGGACCCCAACAGCAGCAGCUUCAGGCGUCCCGUGGCGGAGAUGAACAUCGCGUCCGGGUGUCCCCUGUUCGUGGCCCAGAGCGUCCUGGACACUGGCAGCUACAUCAAGGACGAUACCAUCUUCAUCAAGGUUACCGUGGAUACCUCUGACCUUCCUGACCCGUGACGAUGAGAUUCUCUGACCUCUGACCUCUGACCUCCUGGUCUGAGAUGAGCUCACGAGUCCACGGCGAGCAGAGCAAAGCAUGAUGGGAAGGAUGAGGGGUGUGGGAGGCCCGUCCGGUCUGAGAACGACGCCGAGACAACAGAAGAAAAAGAAGAAGAAACAGGAAGCAGCCAAUCACAGAGAACUUUACUGAGGCUUCUCCUCCUCCGAUUGGCUGGUGGACUUCAGAACUUUAUGUGUGUGUGAAUGGAUCAGCGUUACCAUGACAUCACCAUGGUGACAUCACUCAGAGCCAACAUGGCCGACACAGUGAGGACAGUGUUGCCGCUCGUUACUGAUGCUGUGCAUCGAGCUUUACUUCCUGUUUAUUACCCGUUUACCGAGGCAUGCUGGGAAAUCCACCAUAGCCACAGAGGAGCUUGGUUCAGACUGGUCCAUCCCGGUCCACACCGGUCCAUACCGGUUCAGACUGGUCCAUACCGGUCCAUACCGGUUCAGAGUGGUUCAGGCUGGUCCAUACCGGUCCAUACCGGUUCAGACUGGUCCAUACCGGUCCAUACCGGUCUAUACCGGUUCAGAGUGGUUCAGGCUGGUCCAUACCGGUCCAUACCGGUUCAGACUGGUCCAUACCGGUCCAUACCGGUCUAUACCGGUUCAGAGUGGUUCAGACUGGUUCAGGCUGGUCCAUACCGGUCCAUACCGGUCCAGACUGGUCCAUACCGGUUCAGAGUGGUUCAGGCUGGUCCAUACCGGUUCAGAACCAGUCCAGUUAAAACAGAGCAUUAGAAACUCCUUCCAGUCCAAACCCAGGUGAUAUUCAUGAGGUGUUCAGGAGGUUUCUAGGGGAUAACUGAUCAGACUGGUCUCUGAUGAACAGGUUAAUUAGACCUGAUGUUUAUCUGAACAAGGCUGAACCUGGAGCUCCUCCGUGGCCUCAGUGAUUCUCAGCGUCCACAGACUUUUUUCAUUUGCACAGUUUGAGUGUUUGUUGUGUGAAAUUAAAAACUGAAAUAAAAGAAAAGCUGCUUUUA